CUUUGAUCGCGCGAGGUUGAUGACAUGACGUAAACAUCAGCCAUACUUCCUCCGUCUUCCUUCACGUCGUUCACACCCAUCCCAUGAGCGACCGACCCCCAACUCUCGAUGAUUUGCGCGUGAAGCUGUGCUACAUCUGUAGGGAGGAGGAGAAUGCUGGACAUCCCGGCCCUGUCAGGCCUUGGGUUCACCCUUGCAAUUGCACUCUUGUUGCGCACGAGGCAUGUCUGCUUGAAUGGAUCACAUCCUCCGAAGGCACAGGACGCGAAUCCAGCUCGCGUCAGUGCCCGCAAUGCAAAACGCAAUAUCAAGUCGAAAGCAAGAAUCCUGUGGUUCUUCGUGUCCUGCGCUCAAUCGAUAGAGUCCUAACCCGUGUCGACUAUGGUUUCUAUGCAGCAGGGUUCUAUCUCAUCUGUCGAGCGAUUUAUCGCACCAAUCUUCUCUACGGGUCUUGGGCACUGCGAAACUACAUCGGCGACGAGCAAGUCUUUCCUCGUCGUGGUCACAUGCGACUCAGACGUUUGCAGAACCUUCGACCUCCUUCUCGGAGAAGACUCUUCUCAGUGGUCACUCGUAGCCAAACUUCAUAUGGUGAUGAUUCCGACGGGUCUCAUUAUGACCCGUCUAGGCCUGGGCCAUAUAACGGCGGUUACACUAGGCAGCUGGCCUACAUUCGCCUUCAUCCCAGCCGUGAUGCACCAGUCCAAGUCGCUAGAUCUGACUCACUCCAGUCUUACGGGCGAGGGUGCAAAGCUGCCAUGGCCACCAUCUCCAUUCGUAUUCGGGUUCAUCUUGCUGCCGCUCUGCCAGAGGUUUUACCGACACUACUUCAACAAGUUCUCGAAUUGGGUGUUGAAUGCGAACCCAGCAGCGGGACCAGCUCGAAGACGCCAGCCCGGAUUGCGAGGGCUGCUCCAGGGUAUCUUGGAUGACAUGGAACGGGCAGCGGAGGCCAGGGCGGCCCAGCAGCCGAACGAGGACAACGAUCGUGCCGACAUCCAGGUGGAGGUCGAGGGAGAGCCCGCAGUCCUUUCGGUCGACAUACGGAAAGCAUGCAGGCUUGUUGGAGGCGCGCUGUUGUCUCCCUUGAUUGCUAGCGCCAUGGGCAAGCUCCUUCUCCGGAUAUCCUCGUACUUCCCUCUUCUUCGACGCUUCCUCGCGAUUCGUCCGGCCUCGACUGGCUUCCUUCCCGCUCCGUUUCUGCGCAGAUAUUCUCCAACGGAGAUCUGGCGUCGAGUAACCGACCCGACUAUCAAAGACGGGAAACUUGACCUGACGCAGACGCUCAAGUUUGUAUCCAGAGCUGUUUGGGGCGACAUGCGGAAAUUGGAUGAAUGCGAUCCUGUUUGGUGGCGAAACUCGAUUGGAUUUGGGAUCUUCAUCAUGACCAAAGACCUACUGCAGCUGCUUCAUGUGUGGCUUUCCAAGCGAGAAGUCGCGUCUCGACGGGUCAAGAGCUGGGACUUUUCGGCUGUAGAUCCCCGGGAGCUUGAUCUCAUUCGACCAUCAGUACGGGCUGACCUGACUAUGCCAGGAGCAUUGUGACCCUUGGCUAUAAUUUGUUGUAAUAUCAUCGCCGCUCAUUCAUAUUCUCUCUACAAAUAGAUUCUCGAAGCCGAGUUGACAAGCUGCUGAACGAUGCCCGGCAAUCAGCUGCGCAUGGCUGGGUACCUAAGGUUCCUUGACGUCAUUGGUCCAUUCCAACCUGACCUGGUGGGAUCUGGGCCUGCAGAUCACAUACUAUUCGAGGGCAACGUCCGCGUUAUCGUGGACCAUCAUCGCGCGCCCAGUGACUCAUCCCAGGUCAUUCGUUCCCUGGAGGUGCGUAUGUGUGACAGCGAUGGGCGGAGAGAAGACUUUCAGGACCACAUGGCUGUUACUCAUUGCACAGGAGUGUCUUUCGGAGAAUUUCUAUCCCCGUUCCAGUGCCACCUGG
Molecule: messenger RNA, 1936 nt
Organism: Mycena citricolor
Lineage: Eukaryota; Fungi; Basidiomycota; Agaricomycetes; Agaricales; Mycenaceae
Source: the annotation of a GenBank genome assembly